Electrophorus electricus (electric eel) is the source of this 1145-nucleotide messenger RNA. RefSeq names its product carbonyl reductase 1 (gene cbr1). The record is from RefSeq and is a predicted model, not a curated record. Lineage: Eukaryota; Metazoa; Chordata; Actinopteri; Gymnotiformes; Gymnotidae. Gene Ontology annotation, molecular function: carbonyl reductase (NADPH) activity.
AACCAGUAAUCUUGACUGUGGAGUUUAGUCUUGGGAGAUUGACAGUCUUGGGAAAUAAAUAUCUCAGUAAACAACCUUAUUCAAAAGACAUGUCUUCUCGCAAGAUCGCACUCGUGUCUGGGUCAAACAAGGGACUCGGGCUCGCGAUUGUGCGGGCGCUCUGCAAACAGUACGACGGAGACGUGUACCUGACGGCGCGCGACGUCGCUCGCGGGGCGGCGGCGGUCGAGGCUCUGCGCGCGGAAGGUCUGUCAGCCUUGUUCCACCAGCUGGACGUCACCGAUCCAACCAGCGUGCGCACGGCGCGGGACUUCUUCAGAGGGCAGUACGGGGGUGUAGACGUUCUCAUCUGCAACGCAGGCAUCGCGUUUAAAGUGGCUGAUACGACACCCUUCGCGAUCCAAGCUGAGGUGACACUGAAGACGAAUUUUUUUGCCACCAGAGAUAUGUGCAAUGAGUUCCUGCCCAUUGUCAAACCGGGUGGAAGAGUGGUGAAUAUUUCCAGCAUGUCAGGUUCCAUGGCUCUGCACGCCUGCAGCCCGGAGCUCCAGGCGCGUUUUCGCAGCGACGACAUCACAGAAGAGGAACUCGUCGGGCUGAUGGAGCGCUUUGUGAAGGACACUCAGGAGGGCAGUCACUCCAAGAAGGGCUGGCCCAAUUCUGCCUAUGGAGUGUCUAAGUUGGGCCUUACCACCCUGACCCGGAUCCAGGCCAGGAGGCUGAUGGAAGAAAGACCAGGAGAUGGGAUCCUGUGCAACGCUUGCUGCCCAGGCUGGGUCAGGACAGACAUGACAGGGUCCAAGGCUCCAAAGUCGCCAGAUGAGGGCGCUGUCACCCCAGUGUAUCUGGCCUUGCUGCCAGCUGGGGCAAAGGAACCCCAUGGGCAGUUUGUGUCAGAUAAGGAGGUACAGCCUUGGUGAAGGUGUGAGUGUGUGUUUUAAAUAUUACUCCAAAGGGUACAAACAACCUCUCCUCCCUUAAUACAAAAUGAAAUAUAAUGAAACAAAAAUAUUAUAAUCAGAAUAUUGUUAAAUUCACGAUUUAAUUUUCUCAUAAGACUUGGUGCUUUGUUAAUUUUUUUCCCCUUCAAACCGCAUUCCUGGCUUGUGGCUGUAAACGAAAUAAAACAUUUUCAUAUAUAUGUA